AUGAAUUUCUUGAACAGUUAUGCACAUGUUACCAUCAGAAGACCGUUUCGAGAAAGACAUUUUGAACUGACACCACACAAAGCUGAUAAAUACCGUAGACGAGUGGAAUACAUAGAGAACAAACGAUUCAAUAGUCGUCAAGGAAAACUACUCGAUUUUUCUUUUAUGGCUCUGACUGGGACUGUUGCUUUAUAUACAGUUUUAUUUGCAGACUUUGGCGAACGAGACCAUUGUUAUACUCCGCUGAGAAAUUGGGUGGCGCAAAAAACGAAUAGGUUAUGGACAUUGAGCGAUAAAGAAAAGCAAGAAUUAAGAGAACAAGGAAAGCUCAAAUGA
This is a messenger RNA of Ambispora gerdemannii, 336 nucleotides long. Lineage: Eukaryota; Fungi; Glomeromycota; Glomeromycetes; Archaeosporales; Ambisporaceae. The record is from the annotation of a GenBank genome assembly.